Molecule: messenger RNA, 720 nt
Organism: Eriocheir sinensis (Chinese mitten crab)
Lineage: Eukaryota; Metazoa; Arthropoda; Malacostraca; Decapoda; Varunidae
Gene: EMC7
Product: ER membrane protein complex subunit 7 homolog
Exons: 3
Coding region: 1-720 (239 amino acids)
Cellular component (GO): EMC complex
Molecular function (GO): carbohydrate binding
Source: RefSeq, a predicted model, not a curated record
AUGGGGCGCUGCGUGCUGACCAGGCUGCUAUGGGCGGCGUGCGUGGCGGCGCUGGUGUGUGCUGAGGGCGAGGACGAUAGCCUGGCGGGCGGGGAGCUCUCCUGGUCCACUCAGCGCUACAAGAUCGAGGGUCGGGUCGUGCGGCCAGACUCCUCCCUAGUCACCCCCGCGGAGUGGUUCGCCAGCACCAAGGUCUUCACCAACAGCGGCCACUACGGCUUCCUCAGAGAGGACGGGACGUUCAUCAUCAACAAUCUGCCUUCGGGGUCCUAUGUGGUGCAGGUGAUGAAUCCCACCUUCGUGUACGAACCGGUGCGUGUCGACAUUAACUCCAAGGGCAAGAUCAGGGCACGGGCCGUCAACCACAUCCAGCCCUCCAAUGUGGUGCAGAUGCCACACCCGCUGCGGAUGAAGAGUCUUGGGCCGUACCGUUACUUCCUUCAGCGCGAGCAGUGGCGGCUCACCGACACACUCAUGAACCCAAUGGUGCUAAUGACGGUGCUGCCGCUGGUGCUCAUGAUGAUCCUGCCGCGCCUCAACGACCCAGAGACCCGCAAGGAGAUGGAGCAGAUACAGAUGCCGAAGAUGGACACCCCUGAGCUGUCGGAGAUCAUGACUAACAUCUUUGGGGGUGGCAGCAGCUCCUCCAGCCAGGGCCAGUGCCAGUCCUCCCAGCCCAAGAUGAGGUCGCGUGCCAAUAAACGAAAGGACAAGUCAUAG